Messenger RNA from Phalacrocorax carbo (great cormorant), 2628 nucleotides. NCBI's taxonomy places the organism in Eukaryota, Metazoa, Chordata, Aves, Suliformes, Phalacrocoracidae. The record is from RefSeq and is a predicted model, not a curated record.
CUGCCGCCCCGCCCCGUCCCGCCGCUGCCCGGCCGCGGCAGGGGCCUCGCCGGCGGCCUGGCUCCUCCCCUCUUCCUCAGGAGCCGGGGAAGCCCCGCAACCAGCCCCUCUUCCUGCCCCCUCCCCCGGUCUCUCUCCCGGUGGGAUGGAAGUCCCCGGUAAUCCUCCUCCCCGGUAGCAGGCGGCGGCCCGAGUCGGUACAAAAUGCUGGGCAUGUACGUGCCGGAUAGGUUUGCCCUGAAGUCAUCAAAAGUGCAGGACGGGAUGGGGCUCUACACGGCCCGCAGAGUGAAAAAGGGUGAAAAAUUUGGACCCUUUGCAGGGGAGAAGCGAAUGCCACAGGAACUGGAUGAGAACACAGACUGCAGGCUAAUGUGGGAGGUUCGUGGGAAUAAAGGUGAGGUCCUUUAUAUCCUGGAUGCAAGCAAUCCACGCCAUUCUAACUGGUUGCGUUUUGUCCAUGAGGCUCCGUCACAGGAACAGAAGAACCUGGCAGCUAUCCAGGAAGGGGAAAAUAUUUUCUAUCUGGCUGUGGAAGAUAUUGAAACAGACACAGAACUUCUGAUUGGGUACUUGGACAGUGAUAUGGAAGAAGAAGAGGAGGAGGAGGAAGUACCUGUUAUCCAGGAAGAUGAAGACAGUGGCAACAAUAAAGAAGUGCAACCAGCUGGUGAGAAAACUGCAGAUCCCCUCACCUGUAAAGAGGACCAUGCAUGCCCAAACUGUGAAUCCAGUUUUGCCAGCCAGGAGAUUCUAGCUGAACAUCUUCAGACUUUGCACCAAAAACCCAGUGAGGAAAAGGAAUUUAAGUGCCGAAACUGUGGAAAGAAAUUUCCUGUUAAACAAGCUCUGCAAAGACAUGUACUUCAGUGCACAGAGAAUAUCAGCCCAGGAGACUCUUCAAGAAGUUUUCAGUGCUCUGUUUGCAAUACUCCCUUCAGCUCAGAAUCGAGUUAUGAACAGCACAAGGAGGCAUGCAGAGGGGAUGCCAGAUUCAUAUGCAAGGCAGACAGCUGUGGCAAGAGGUUCAAGAGUAAGGAUGCCCUGAAGAAACAUAAAGAAAACGUUCACAGUGGAAAUUCUAGGAAGAAGCUGAUGUGUUCAGUGUGCAGUAAGAAAUGUUCCUCAGCAACAAAUCUCCAAGAGCAUCGAAAGGUCCAUGAGAUCUUUGAGUGUCAGGAAUGUGACAAGAAAUUUAUUUCGGCUAACCAGCUAAAACGCCAUAUGAUAACUCAUUCAGAAAAACGCCCCUACACCUGCGAGGUUUGCAAUAAGUCCUUCAAACGACUUGAUCAAGUGACUGCACACAAAAUAAUACACAGUGAAGAUAAACCUUAUAAAUGCAAGCUUUGUGGAAAGGGAUUUGCCCACAGAAAUGUUUACAAGAAUCACAAGAAGGUACAGCACAGACAGCAGCACUGCGAGCUUCCCCACAGUGUCUCAUCAAUAUGUCUCAACCCUGUUCUGGAGGAACCACCUAUUGAGACCCAUUCUGAAGAGAGACCGUUCCAGUGUGAGGAAUGCAAAGCUUUGUUCCGAACCCCAUUCUCUCUACAAAGACAUCUGUUAAUCCAUAACAGUGAGAGAACCUUCAAGUGUGAUCACUGUGAUGCUACUUUCAAAAGAAAGGACACAUUAAAUGUUCAUAUUCAAGUUGUACACGAUGGACAUAAGAAAUACAAGUGUGAUCUCUGUGACAAAGCUUUUGUGACACCCUCAGUCCUGAAGAGUCAUAAAAAAACUCACACAGGAGAAAAAGAGAAGAUUUGCCCAUAUUGUGGACAGAAGUUUGCAAGCAAUGGAACACUGAGAGUUCAUAUUCGAAGCCACACAGGUGAGCGUCCUUACCAGUGUCCUUACUGUGACAAAGCUUUCAGCAAGAAUGAUGGAUUGAAGAUGCAUAUUCGCACCCACACAAGGGAAAAGCCAUACCAAUGUUCAGAGUGUAACAAGGCUUUCAGUCAAAAGCGAGGCCUAGAUGAGCACAUGAGAACCCACACCGGAGAGAAGCCGUUUCAGUGUGAUGUUUGUGAUCUGUCCUUCAGCCUGAAGAAAAUGCUGAUCCGACACAAGCUGACUCACAACCCCAAUCGACCGAUGGCAGAAUGCCAGCUUUGCCACAAGAAGUUUACAAGAAAUGACUACCUCAAAGUGCACAUGGAAAAUGUCCAUGGAGAAACUGACAGCUAAUUACACCAUGUGUGAGAAGGAUGGAUCUCGCCAUUCCAAAGUGCUCCAUUUGUAUGUGUACAGACUCCAGACUUCUCACCUGAUUAGUAAGCAUAGUCAGGAGAAACAACUGUAAUGUGUUCCUGUGUUAUUUUUCCCACUUUUUAAAAAAUAUCCUAGUAGGAUAAAAACCAAAGACAGACAUUGACCUGAUGUAAAACAUACCUUGAAAAUAAAUAGUUGAUGAUAGAAGAACUUUGGGAAUUUAUUUUUUAAUUUUUAACAAGGAUAAAAGCUUUAAGCAAACCUGCUCAGUUACAGCCUUUGAAAGAUAGAUAUUGGUAGCAUUACCUGGAAAUUCUGGACAUUUGGAACAGAACCCCUGGCUGUCUGCAACUGUAUUUCUGUAUCUAAGCUUCAAGACUCUAUUAAAAUUCUUUAAUUCGAAACCACAUAGAA